This is a messenger RNA of Talaromyces marneffei, 1809 nucleotides long. RefSeq lists its product as uncharacterized. The transcript has 2 exons. Bases 1 to 1809 code for a protein of 602 amino acids. The record is from RefSeq and is a predicted model, not a curated record. NCBI's taxonomy places the organism in Eukaryota, Fungi, Ascomycota, Eurotiomycetes, Eurotiales, Trichocomaceae.
AUGGCACCCCCAAUUGUUGACCAGAUAUUCCAUCAGUUACCAUCCCAUUUACGGAACACGAGGCAUAUACGAGAACGGCAUUCACAGCACAUUAUAUUAUUCCAGCAAUAUCACCAGCAGUUUCCCGAACGGAUCCGCCAUCACCGUGAAUUGGUGAUCCCCCAUAAGCCCAUUGCGCCCAUUCCCGGAUUGAUCCCACCGCGGGAUCCCACAUAUCAGUGUAGUUAUCCCGGUUGCCAUUGGAUUGGAGAGACCAUUCGACGGAUCCACGACCAUUGCCGCCAGGAACAUGGAUGGAAAAACCCCCAGAACCGAGGACGACCCCGUUCCAAGGCACCGUCCAAACCCCAGCCCAACAUGCCAUGGAACAUUGUGGCCAGCCAACGGUUUAUCCCCAAAGGACGUGGAUCCCAACGGUUUGCCGUCCAACAUGACCAUACCACCAUCACCACCGCCAUAUCCGAUCCAGAAAACCCAUCAUGGGAUGCGGCGCAGCAGGCGAUGAAGCAGGAGAUCAUCCAUCGAGAGCAGCAGAUCGACGCCGCGGAACGAGAACGGAUCCGUCCCCACGAGUCCCGCGAGGUCAACCCAUGGGUCGAACGGAUGGGAUGGGCCGAUCAUUUGUUAGAGGAGGAUCGAGGCACAUUACGGGCAUUGUUACAACGACCCGAUCCCGAACAAGAGCCCAUAUUGGCCGAGAUUGACGAGCGAUUUCACCGGAUCGUCAUGGUCGCGCAGCGCACCACAUUGACGCGGUUGAACAUAUUCAGUCGAUUUGAGAUGCACCGGAAACAGGUGGAUCAGAUGCCCCAACACCCGUUCCAAGCGCGGAUGGUGGCCGGCACCAUUGAACAGUACAUCGAGGUGUGGCAACGGAUCAUCCGGUAUAUCAUGCGCAGUGUGAGUACCGGCGACGUCCGAUUUCAGUUCCAUGCCACCCAAUGCGAGACCAUCCACCAGAUCCGGCAGGCCAUGUCCGAGGACGAGAGCACCCAUUCCCCCGUCCAUGCCACCGAGGAGAUGGAUCCCACCGACCAGCCAUUGGAUGCCGUCGAUCGUGCCAUAUUGACAUGGUGCAUCGCCAUGUUGGACCAUCGAUUACAGGGUCAGCACGGGCAGGAGUUCGUGAACGGCAUCAUCAGCGGGUUGGCCGCCAUGGGGAUCCGGGAGUCGGGUGGAUGGGAGACGGCGUUGGCAUUUACCCCCAAGUUGUCCGCCAUGAUCAAGAUUGCCCGCAUGUUAGUCGCGCAACAGGCAUGGGAGGAAAGCGAGGCCCAUGCCGGAUUGUCCGAUUGUUUCGUGGCAUUACGCGGGAUGAUGUUGCGAUUUAUGACCACCAUGGAACCCACCCCGAUGAAGUGGAUGUUGGAUUCCCGCACAUACGGCAUGAAAAUCCGGUACGGCACCACGGCGGAUGGGUUGAUUGAAUGGCACGGAGACCGCAUCACAUACCAGCAUCAUCGGUUUACCAUGGAUCAAUUGCGGGAGACGGUGCAUGGCAUUAUCAACCGGGCAUGGGACCAUUUGACGCAGGACGUAUUGUUGUUUCCCACCGACCAUCGAUUGCCAACCAUCGCAUGGGAGACCAUGGAGGACCAUGCCGUCGAGGAUCAACCCGGGUGGUAUUUUGCCCAGGAUCCCCGCAAUGCAUGGGACGUGGAUGACACAUGGUGGUUACACGACCGCAUAUGGCAGGAACCCGGAUUCCGACGCGCAUUCAUCCACGCCGAGCGUCCAUCCGGCACAUCCGCCACCCACGCAUGGCGCCCCGUCGAGUGCAGCAGUGGAUGCGAGCCGUGGGACGGAUGA